This is a messenger RNA of Priapulus caudatus, 4932 nucleotides long. Its product is annotated as sortilin-related receptor-like. NCBI's taxonomy places the organism in Eukaryota, Metazoa, Priapulida, Priapulimorpha, Priapulimorphida, Priapulidae. The transcript has 22 exons. Gene Ontology annotation, cellular component: plasma membrane. The coding region runs from base 89 to 3034 and encodes 981 amino acids. Gene Ontology annotation, molecular function: protein binding. The record is from RefSeq and is a predicted model, not a curated record.
GAACCAGUGCAGCGAAAGUUUUCACAACUGCACGCACAUAUGCGUCGGCCUGCCAAACAAUGGCUACACAUGCCUGUGUCCUGGUAACAUGACCAUUGGACCGAAAAGGGAGUGCAUGUGCGCCGCCGGUCAAGUGGAAGGCUCGUCCGGCCACUGUGUAGAAGCGAGCCCGUGCGAUCCGGAGUCGGAGUUCCGCUGCGUCGGGUCCGGCAGCUGUCUGCCAAUGUCGUGGUACUGCGAUGGCGACAAUGACUGUGGCGACAUGAGCGACGAGACCAACUGCACGCACGGGUCGUGCGGCAACCCGGCCACGCAGUUCCAGUGUCGCACGACGGGCCGCUGCGUGCCCAGCAGCUGGACGUGCGACUUUGACCGCGACUGCCCGGACGGGUCCGACGAGGAGGGCUGUGGAGAUUGGACGCAGACGUACAACUCGACCACCUGCAGCACGGUAGAGUUCCGCUGCAACGACGGCAACUGCAUCGGACACGACCUGCUGUGUAACGGCGUCGCGGACUGCCCCGACUCCAGCGACGAGGACUACUGGAUGUGUCGCCAUUCCGAGCACAACACAACCACAGCGGCUCCUGCCACGUGCGACCCAAUACAGUUCCGCUGCGAGGAGGGGUCGUCGCCCCAGUGCAUUCUGGGUGCAUUCGUCUGCGACAAGGAGAAGGACUGCAAAAAUGGCGAAGAUGAGAAGGACUGUCCGGAGGGUGGCAUGUGCCAGGGCGAAAUGUUCCCGUGUCUCUUCAGCGCCGGUUGCCUCUCUAACGACCAGCUGUGCGAUGGCCACAAGGACUGCAUCGACGGCAGCGACGAGGUGUUCUGUGAUAAGGUGAACUUCACCGCUCCGACGUGUCCCACCGGACAGACUCAGUGUGUCGACGGCUCGGAGUGCAUCGAUGUCUUUCGCUGGUGCGACGGACACAUCGACUGUCUGGACAGCUCGGACGAAGACAGCGAGAAGUGCAAGGGUCUGGAGUCGCAGUCUAUCCACGUCGGCUACAUACAAGUGGACAGAAAGAGCGUGACAAACUCCAGCUUCCUGUUGCUAUGGGAACCGCCGAGCAACAGGCACGGCUUUGACAUCACCUACAAGCCAUCCAUAAGAUUGCAGGGCGGCGAGUGGAUGAACUACACGAACCAGCGCGGCAACUCGUUCCGCUUCCGCAACCUGCUGCCGAACACGCAGUACGAGGCGUCGGUGAGUGUGAACGCGACUCACGCCGGACACAGCCACCUACACGCCCUCUACGAACCCUACUCGAACGUGCUGACCAGCGACGGAUGUCCGACUGCCCCUCUGAAUGUGACGGUUAGCCAGCCUGAGGGAAUCGACAACACUGUCAGAGUAGUGUGGAAGGAACCACUCAGUCCAAACGGACUGAUAAGUACUUACAAGGUUUACUACACGCCACCCGUGCCGGAGAUGGUGGAGACAUCUGGUGUCAACAGAAUGGUCACCUACAUGUACGUGAAGAAUCUGAAGUCGACGGAGACAUACACAUUCCAGGUGGCUGCAGUAAAUGAGGCUCAUACCGUGUCAGGCAUUGCUUGCGUGGGUCCAAGGUCAGAAGCGGUGAAAUUCAGAUUCCAGGAAGCUCCCAUUUCCCAGGUGACGGGAGCGAAGGAGGAAGUCGGCAUGACGACGUCCACGUCGGUGAGUCUCAUCUGGGAUGCUGUGAAGGUUCCCGUCAAAGGCUACAAGGUCAUCUACGUGCAGGACGGCAUCAUCGACAUCGUCAUGACGACGACGCAGACGAAGCUGACAGUGGAUGGCCUAUCCCCCGGCAUCAAAUACGUGUUUAAGGUGUAUGCAUACAGAGACGAGGGUCAUUUCCAGGAAGCUGGACCAGAGACCUUUGUAGAGGUCACUACUAAAGGAAAGUCACUGAAAGCACCACGGCAGCUGGUGGCAAACACUGUCAAUGCAACAAGCGUGGAACUUAUGUGGAAGGCACCAGCCAAUGACACAACAGCCUGGACGUAUGGAAUUAGCUAUGGCGUUAACGAGCAUCGGCUGCUGCUGCGUGGCGAGCGAGCGAGAACGAGCGCGACCAGCAUCGUGCUGAAGCAUCUCGUCUCCUGUGAGGACUACAUCUUCAAAGUGCGCGUCGUCGGCCCGACCGGAAAGGGACCGUUCAGCAACGCCGCGCUCAGCCGCACCGAGUUCGAUGUUUUGAGCCAUCCGAAGAAGUUGGCAUGGGAACACCUCACGAACGUGACGUCUGUCAACGUCACUUGGUUGGCUUCUUGUGACAUCGUCAAAAAGCCGCUGGGCUAUGUAGUGAGAAUAGCCGACAAACAGGAUCCCAGCAAGCCUAGCUCGUUCACCCUCCCUCAAACAACAGCCGCUUUCAACAACUUCACACUGGUGAAUCUGAUUCGUGGUGCCACCUACGCGGUAACCAUGAAAACAAACGUGCUAGGUGCUAGGUGGACAAAUCCGUUGGAGAUUGAUAUAGCUUCAUACCCGGCACCUACCGAGGUGAAGGCAGUCCUCACACUGGGCGGCGUGUUGGAGCUGUCGUGGCGGGCACCAGCAGAGAUGCCAGCCGGCAUGGGAUACGCGAUCUGGGUUGCCGAGGGCGACGGCAACCUGACGCACCGCUACACGGCGCCGCCCGGCAACGAGUUUGAUUUCCCGGCGACGAUGCAGCUUGGCCGCUUCUACCGGUUCGCGGUCAGCGUUGACCGGGUCAGCGGUCACUACGGGCAGCUGUCGCGCACGUACGAAGCAGACAUACAUCCGCACGGCUACGCAGGCGGCGAGGACGCGCACGAGUCGUCGAUGCUCUACCGUGUCGUGCUGCCGUCUCUCGGUGUCGUCAUCGCCCUGCUCGUCGUCGGCAUGGUGAUCUUCUGGAUGAAGCAUCGGCGCCUGCGACGCAGCUUCCUUGCCUUCGCCAACAGCCACUAUGACACGCGGUCCGGCACGACUACGUUCAGCACGGACCUCGGUGGAGACGAUGAGGAAGACUCGCCGAUGAUACGCGGCUUCGCUGACGACGAGCCGCUCGUCAUCGCGUAACCAUGACGACCGAGACGACGACAAGACGACGAGCAGUCGCCACUGUACUCGUCGACCUCUGACGAUUUCACCGUCGCUCACGUAUUCUGUAAUAUGUAUAUAUAUGCACACCGCGAGAAGAAACGCUGAGGAAUUGCGCAUUUGAAAAAUCUGUCGUUGAAUCGUUAAACGCUGUCGCACGUUGAACGACAGCGCUCGCUGAACAAAUCUACGUGUCUGUGUGCCGAUGAUUGCUCUACAAGCUGCAGCUUCUCAGUUAGUUCGCUAGUUGAGCAUUCGCUCGCUCGCUCUCAAAAUGUUUACCUAACGGUGUUCUAUGUUAAGUUUGAACGCAAAUAGAGAUCAACUGGCAAUGGGGCCCUUGUCCUGACAUGUUCUCCAGGCAUGCUGGCCUGAAGUGUGGUAAUGUGCUUAUUAUUAGACAUGUGUAUAUAUAUAUGUAUAUAUAUAUAUAUAAAUAUAUAGUACAACCUGUCUUUGACCUAUCAGGAUGUAUGGAUCAGAGCUCAGUGCUAUGUUAGAGACUCACAAGACACAAUCUUUGGCUGGACAGGGCGCUUUGUAAACUUUGUAUAUAUUCACGGACAUUGAAACAAAAUGUGUACAUGUGCUUUCGGAUGUGCUUGCUCCGUCCCUGUCACGCCCGCAUUUCGUAGUUUCCAGGCGUGCGCACUAAUCGCCGACAAAUAUGCGACAUUUACUUGCAGGAAUGGUCGGGACAAGGACGUCAGAAAUUGAGUUUGUGUAACUGAGAGGGAGUUUGUAUAGCACGGUUUCCUACUGGCAGACUGGUGCUCUGUUAACAGCUUUUUCCAGUGGAAAAGGUUCUGAUAACUGGCAAGGGCGACGUGCUUUUCUCUUCCAUCACUGAUUCUAGUGUAAAAGCGCAAUAGUGGCUCGAAAACCGCUUGACACGUGACUAAAUAUUUAGAGUGGUUGACUUCCACUGAGACCUGUGCAUCGUGUGAUUCGGUGUUGCACACACACAAAUGCCUGUGCAGUAAUGAUCCAGAUCGAUGAAAAAUGUGCGACCGAGUGUGCUGUUUUUUUUGCUAUUUACGCGUUUUUUCUGCUCAAAUGCAUUCCGGGGGCGUGUUUACUUUUGAUGUUUGCUUCAUCGGUUUCAACAUCUCGUGGCACGAGCCUUCUGACUAUUUCGGUAGAGGCCAGUGCUCAUCUUCGAUAUACGUUCCUCCACCAUUCAAACUUUUGUUGAGGGUUUGAUCUGUGAUCGAUGAGUGUGUGGAAGUAGUGGUGUAACUGACUGCCUAUCUCGGGUAUAAGCGGCAAUUAAAGAGUAGAUAGUGCUUUGAUUAUAUAGGUGAACGUGUGCACCAGGUGGCAGCACUUGUUUUGUUCCCAAACAGGUUCAAUUUAAUUAUACGUGUAAUUUUCUAAUAGUAUUUUUAUUUUCAUUGCACUGCACAUUUAGCUCUCUUAUUCUUUCAUCUGUUUGUAGAAUAGUCAUGUUUACCCAUGCCGUCGCAUAAGCUGUGAAUAUAUCGCAUUGUUACUCUAUGGAUGGACCUAUGUUGCGUGGAUUCCGCAGGUGUAACUAAAUGUUAAUGUUUUACACAACAUCAACACUGCUUUCAAGUAGAGAAAAAUAUAUUGUUUCUAGAACUUGUUGAUAAAGAAAGUCUAUUAGCACUAGGCAGAUAGGAUUCUUGAAGUAAUGUAUAGCCACAUGUUGGUAAUUCUUCGUUUAUGUUUUUGGACGAGUUUGGGAAGAUUAGUAAUAAUAUUUUUGACUGGCAUAUUGUUUUCCACAGAUAUGUCUUGGUAGGUAUAACAAUGAAACCUCGGUAGACUAAUGUUGAGAGCUCAGACUGGCAUAUAUAUAUAUAUAUAUAUAUAUAUAUAUAGAGAGAGAGAGAGAGAGAGAGAGAGAGAGAGAG